AUGAAAAGCCUCGUUUUCAAUAUUGUUUUCAUCGACAACCAUUUUUUUAAAAAGGCAAAUCUCAAUAGAAGAAUAACAUGGGUGAUUCACCUCGAUCUGCCAAUGCAUCCCCAGCACAUUCUGAUGCAUCUGGGGUUGGGAGGAAAUCCAUUGCACACUCAGUCAAGAGGCAGUGCAAUCACAUAUUUAUCAGAUGAUGAGCCAGAUAAGAAUCCAUUCCGGAUGCCACCAGAGAAUGAUAUUUUUAUGCUCCGGGACAAAGAGAGAGAAAAGAAGAAACAGGAGAGAAUCAAACAGAGAAAGUUAAAGGUCCAUGAGAAGACAACAUAUGCAUCCAGAGUGAACUUCAAGACUGCAUCCACUAUUCACCCUGCAAACUCUGAUGAUGAUGAAGGCCAAGAGGAGGAUGAUGAUAAAGCUGUUGCAGUGAAAGAUGAUCCACAGUUCACUAUAGCUGUCACUAGAGACCGACAUGUUGAAAAAGAAUCACUGGCAGACUACAUCACAAAGAAACGUGAGAUGUUCUUAGUUCAAUACUCUUUAGGGGUGAAACGGGAUGAGAUGAGGAAGCUUGAAGAUAUUGCGGGUGCAGAGGAGAAGAAACUUGAACUAGCUGAACAGUAUCUUGAAGAGGACGCUGCAAUGUUUGAUGAAUUCCUGAAGGAAAAUGAUAAAAAUUCAGUUGAAGCAAUAAAAAUAGCUGAAGCAGAAACUAAGGCAAAAUUAGAAAAAGUAGCAGAAAUCAAGAAAAUCAAUGCACAGAUGAUGGGCAUAAAAAGUGAAAUAUCAAAAUAUGAGGACACUCUCAAAGAAUACCAACUUUAUAAACGGUUUCUAGAUGCCCUCACACCCAAGGAAUAUUCAGACAAGCGAGAUGCAGAAAGGCAAAAAAGGAGAGAGGAGAGGCGAAAGGCAAGACAAGCUUCCACAAAACCAGCUACACCAGGAAUGGAUGAGAAAUCAGGGACCAGUCUUAGUGUUAGUAAUGCAAAAACAAACAAGGGGAGAAUCUCCAGACAAUCUUCAAAGACGCCAACUGGUAAAAAAGGAGACAAAGAUAACAGUAGUGUGGUGGUUGUUGCAGAGGAUAUGGAAACAUCAGAGGAGUCAGAGGAGGAGCUAGACUUGUAUUUCACUGACCCCCAACAACUGCUAGAUAUAUUUGCCGAGCUUGAGGAGCAGAACUUGUCUCUCAUACAGAAUAGUCAAGAAGUUGAGGAGGCUUUGGAAGAAAUGAAACAAACAAUGAAACAAACCAAACAAAAAAUGGAAAAAGAAACGGAGGUGCUAAAAGAUCAGAUAGAUAAACUGAAUGAUCAGAUUAAUAAGGAAGAAGAAAAGGCUGCAGAAUUAGAAAUGAAAGCAAGAAUGUUCUCAUAUGGUGAAUUCAAGGCUGAGGACCAGGAGAAAAUGUUAGCUCAGCUUAACAGCAAAGUGGAGGAAGUCUACAACAGUUGUAUAGGGAAUAAUGAGGCUAAUAUUAGUACUUUACAAAUGUUAACGAAUAUAGAAAAUAGACUUGAAGAGCUGUUUGAAAUGAUAGAAAUGAUGCCCCCUGAUAAAGUUGAGGCUGCUGAAAAGUCUAAAGAGAAAGAGAGAAGACUGAAGUUGCGAGAGGAGAAAAUGGAACAACAGAGGAUCCACCAGGAAGAGAGGGUAAAGAGAGCCCUGGAAAGAGCAAAGGCUGACCCCAAGAAAAAGACUGGUCGUAGGCUGGUGGGGAGGUCUGAGCCCCCAAGACUUAAGAAGAAGGAAGAUGACGGGGCUGACAAGGCCAGCAGAGAGGAGGAGGAACUGGCUUAUUUCUUCACCUAAUAGACACUGGGCCUUUAUACAUCUUUAUCAUAUAAUAGACACUGGUCCUUUAAAUGUAACCUCACUGAGAUUCCAAAUAGACAAUGGGCCUUUAAUUCUCUGCCAACAGACACUGGCCCAAUGUUUGCAUCAAGGCCCUGUGGAACAGUUUCACCAACUCAACCAGCUCAUAGUGGGGAAGUUUCAGGUUUACUUUCGUAUCAUACUGGUAAAAGUGGUCAGUUUUACAUUGAAUCCAUCCAAAGAAAAUACCGUCCAAUAUUGUACAGUACAUUCUUUUUUGAUAUACCAUUGACAUAUUUUGUUAUUUAUUAUUUACAUGUAGAUACGUUUAUUAGAUGAUUUUAUGAAGAUGUUCUAAGACCCAAAUUUAGAUCAGCAGGUAUGGUCUACGGACUGGAAUGUGUUGUUAUCAUUAUAAAUAGUAGUAUAACUUCAAUAAAUUAAUAAAAAUGUUAAAUUAUAAACAA
This is a messenger RNA of Owenia fusiformis, 2285 nucleotides long. The record is from the annotation of a GenBank genome assembly. Lineage: Eukaryota; Metazoa; Annelida; Polychaeta; Sabellida; Oweniidae.